Molecule: messenger RNA, 795 nt
Organism: Chrysochloris asiatica (Cape golden mole)
Lineage: Eukaryota; Metazoa; Chordata; Mammalia; Afrosoricida; Chrysochloridae
Gene: PSMG2
Product: proteasome (prosome, macropain) assembly chaperone 2
Exons: 7
Coding region: 1-795 (264 amino acids)
Biological process (GO): proteasome assembly
Cellular component (GO): nucleus; cytosol
Source: RefSeq, a predicted model, not a curated record
AUGUUUGUUCCCUGCGCGGAACCGGCGCCUGAGCUAACGGGCUUCACUCUCCUGAUGCCAGCAGUAUCUGUUGGAAAUGUUGGCCAGCUUGCAGUAGAUCUGAUUAUCUCCACACUGAAUAUGUUUAAGGUCGGUUACUUCUAUACGGAUUGUCUUGUGCCAAUGGUUGGAAACAAUCCAUAUGCAACCACAGAAGAAAACUCAACAGAACUCUGUAUAAAUGCUGAGGUAUACUUGUUACCUUCAAGGAAGCUAGUGGCUCUUCAGUUAAGAUCAAUUUUUAUCAAGUAUAAAUCCAAGCCAUUCUGUGAAAAGCUGCUUUCCUGGAUUAAAAAUAGUAACUGUGCCAGAGUUGUUGUUCUUUCAAGCAGUCAUUCAUGUCACCGCAGUGAUCUACAGCUUCGCAGUACUCCUUUUCGCUAUCUACUUACACCUUCUAUGCAAAAAAGUGUUCAAAAUAAAAUAAAAAGCCUUAACUGGGAAGAAAUGGAAAACAGCCAGUGUAUUCCCGGAAUCGAGGAUUCUGAGUUUUGUGUCUGUAUCCCUGGAGGUGGUAUCACAAAAACACUCUAUGAAGAAAGUUGUUCUAGAGAAAUUCCAUUGGCAGUUCUGUUGAAAUUUGUUUCUGAAGGAGAUAAUAUCCCAGAUGCUUUGGAUCUUGUUGAAUAUCUUAAUGAAUGGCUUCAGAUCAUCAAACCAUGUAUCGAUGACCCCAGAGCUUCUGUUUUACCAUGGAAAAUACCAAGUUCUUGGAAAUUACUCUUUGGCAGUGGUCUUCCCCCUGCACUUUUCUGA